AUGAAUUCGCUGUGGUCUUCAAGGGGUACAAGUGACACUUCUGGGCCUACAAACGACAAGCAGCCCUCCGCGGACGUUGCCAGCAUCGGGGACGCCCCUCCACCCGUGCCUGCGCUGGAAGCAGGAGCCGCUGAGGCUAGGAAUACACCGACUCCGAUCAACAACACGCCUGCCGCCUUCCCCUCGCGCCCUGUCCUCGUGCGCAACCAGCCCUCACCCGCCGCUCCACAAGUACCGAUCCAGGUCCCCCCAGCGUCUGGUCAGAUGGCUUCCCAGCAGCCCCCGGACUCGCUUUCCCUGGCGCAGCUUCGCAGAUACGUUGCCGAGUUUCCACACGCCGAGCCUCUUGCCUACGAGUUUGUGUACGAGGACUUCGCCCCGAUCGAGGAAGAGAUUGAUGAGUGGUUUGUUUACCAGUACUGGCAGUGGGUGCGGUUAAGCCACAUUCAGAAUGCGUUCGAGGAGCAGUGGAGGCUCGACCUUGCUGGUCAGCGGUGGGAAGACGUCGGUUCCGACGGCCAGACCAAGUUUCUACGCGAGGCGCUGGAUGCGUUUUCUUAUGCGGAUCAGGGACUCCGGACCAGCGCCAUCAACCGAGUCGCGUACAUUGCGCUGGGCAGAUGGGCCGAUACAGCAGGAGGCGCCACUGCUGCAGAGGGCCGUGGCCCAGAGUUCAAAUCUGCAGCAACAGAUUCGCAGCUGGCAGCAAUGAAGGACGGAUGCCGGCUGAUUGCUGAUUCUGACGGCCUGGGAGUUGUUUGGGCGGAAUUACGGCGUGCCUUGGAGGCCUUCUGGUCUGAUGGUCCGCAAUACCAGCCAGAUCUACUUCAACAAGCGCAGGAUGACCUCAUGAAUUUGAUGACCAUUAUAUACAUGACUUUGCAGCAUUGUCUUAGCUAUCCUACCGAAAUGACAGCAGUCCGAGAGAAGCUUCUUGGGCUUAAUCCUAAUAUUGCCGAGUUUAUGCUGCUCGCUACCACCAAGCUGCGAUGGGAUGAACAAGGACAGCUCCCUCUAACCCAUGUCCUUCUCCUAUUCUGGAAAACGAUCCUUUUGGUGUUUGGCGGGAUCAGAGAAAUCGAAGAAACGAAAAAGGCGACAUGCGAAACAGGGACAGACGCCAAGGACAAGAACAUAAUAACGGCGUCGCCGUUGGAUUAUCACAAUUUCCGCCAAGAGAUAACCUCCAAAUACCCAGCCUACAUCCCGCCUCAGCUAGCGAUACCUAUCGAGGCAGAAAACUCAUCUUUACUACCGCCACUUCCGAACCAGCAGGGCAGGAAUAACGGAUCCAAUGGCAUCCUGCCUGGCCCGCCAAACUCACAGGCCAGCGGAUCCUCCAUUCUAGACGAAAAAGUGCACAUAGCAACGCCAGCACCCUCACCUCCGCCGUCCCCUAGCGUCGGAGGCAAGGUUGGCAAAAAGCAGAACUACCAAACCAACCAAAAUUUCCCAUUCAUGUAUCCACCACUCGAUGCUACGAGCAAUAGCGCUGGCGGCAAGGGCCUUGCUGGUCUACAGGACCUACUUGUAGGUCGGAAGUGGGAGGGCAGCGACAUCCCGGCUUCUAUCCUGGAGGCUGGUGAGCUCUUUUCAAAACGCGUGCGAAUGACACGUGCCACGAGGCAACUAUGGGAAGAAAGAGAAAAGUUUAUCAAGUACUCUAGGGGUUGGGAAGAUAAUGACAACGACAUCAUUGAUGAGCUCGAUUUGUCAACCCUCACAUUGGAGGAGAAACAAGAGCUGGGGCUGGUUAAGACGGAUCGCGAGGAAAUGCCGCCAGAAGUUAUCGUGGAUUAUGGCCCCAAUUCUGAAAAGCUGUCGCCCGAGAUUUGUCGGCGCUUGGCCGACCUUGAGCACUUUUAUGGAGCGGCGCUGCCGCAACUUCAAUCACUGGUUAUGGUCCUACUCAAGGCCAUUGUGCAGCACGUCACGGUCCUUAUGGUAACAACACAACAGCAAGGCCAGACUAAUGCUGGCCAGAACGGGCUUCGCGCCGCUAACGGCGGUGCGCCUCCUCGUGGCACCGAGGCAACAACCAACGGAACAAGCCCGGAGCAUUCGGCAGCUAUCCAAGAGGAAAACGACAACACCAGAACUCGUGAGAUUACCAUAAAAGCCGUCUCCGGGAUUUUGAUUCUCAUUUUGAAGUGGUUCAAGCUAUCGCAUAUACUCAAGUUCGAGUUUGUGACACAGCUGCUCCUUGAUUCAAAUUACAUCCCACUAGUUCUCAAGUUGUUUGCCCAUCAGGACGUCCAACAAACGGUCGACAGCAAAAGCGAUCGUACUGAGAGCAGCUUCUUCUACUUUUGCAACCUGCGAGCUGGAGCACCAGAAAAGACGGAAGAUCCCCAGCAAGAUGAGGAAAGUGAGGAUGAGGCUGCGCCGCCACCCAUCAAGAGGCAACGCUCCCCUACAGAAAAAGGCACUGGGGCUGUCAAUGGGAAAGAUUCACAGCAGACGGAAGAUGCGCAGCCAAGUCGGCCUGAAGUAGACGAACUUGGUUGCCCGGUCAACCCGCUCCCCAAAGAGCCGAUCACGGACUUUUCAUGGCGUAACUUCUUCUCACUGAUCAACCUUUUGCGGGUCAUGCAGAAGGUGUGCAAAGGGAAAGCGCACCGCAACUUGCUCCUGGUGCACUAUAAGUCAUCCAACAUACUACGCAAGUCUCUGAAGGUACCCCAACCGGAGUUGCGGCUGUAUACUCUCAAGCUUUUUAAAAACCAGGUUCCCUACUGCGGUCGUAAGUGGCGCCAAGGCAACAUGAGAGUCAUCACGGCUGUGUACCUCCAUUGCAGGCCAGAGCUGAGAGACGAGUGGCUCGCCGGGUCUGACGUAGACGCCGAGGUGGAAGAGGCGUUGCCGCUAGAGCAGGCGCUGAGGAGCAUCACGCAUUGGUUCAACGUGCGCAGGUAUCCGGAUAGCAUGGGUCCCGACCUAGCUAAUGCUUUGCGUGAAGGUCAUGAUUUUUUUGCUAGAGAAUUAGAGAAGGUAGACCUUCAAUGGCUCGAGCUGGGAGACGACGGGGUUUCGGUGGGUGAAUGGGAGGGAUUGGCGGCUUGA
Pyricularia pennisetigena is the source of this 3063-nucleotide messenger RNA. RefSeq lists its product as uncharacterized. The transcript is spliced from 6 exons. The record is from RefSeq and is a predicted model, not a curated record. Bases 1 to 3063 code for a protein of 1020 amino acids. NCBI's taxonomy places the organism in Eukaryota, Fungi, Ascomycota, Sordariomycetes, Magnaporthales, Pyriculariaceae. Gene Ontology annotation, cellular component: cytosol. Gene Ontology annotation, biological process: cytoskeleton organization.